UUCCCCGCAGGGAUUAUAAGAAACCAACACUGUCUCUGCAUCGCAAACAAAUGAAGAUACCAACGAGAGCACGUCUUCUACCAAGAAACCAAGCAGAGUCUCCUCCUGAAGAUGGUGAAAGAACGUGACAACCGGACCUCAGUUGUUGGGUCAGAGAGGUCACACAGAUGUGGCAGGUCCUGCCUCGGCCCUUUGACCUUCCACCCUCUGGCUGUCGGGGACAAGAUCCGGCUGAGCCAUGAAGGUCGGUUCGCACAGAGGACGGCGGACACGUUCAGGAACGGCCUGGUGUUCAGCGGCCGCCCGGUGAAGAUCCAGGAGAGGAUUCGCCUGAGGAUUGAAAAAGAUUUGCCCAACUGGGAAGGAGCCAUGCGCCUGGGCUUCACCAAUGUGCCGCCCUCGGACAGGUCUCUGCCUCUGCCCCCCCUGGCCAUUCCCAACAUCACCAAUGUCCAAGGCAACUGGGCCGCUGCACUGCAUCAAUCCUACUGCCAAGAAGGUUCAGAGCUGGAGUUCUGGCUCACUAAAGGAGGCUGCGUGUUCAUGAGAAGCAUCAACUUCAAGCAGCAUAAGCUACUGACAGGAGUGGAUCUCAGCCGUCCGCUUUGGGCCAUGAUAGACAUCUACGGACAGACAUGCGCCAUUUCCCUCCUGGGAUCAGAGAAAAAACAGUGUUUUUUCACACGGCGGUCGUGUCCUGCACCCGGAUACCUCCCCUCACCGGAGGCAGACAGCCACAACAGUUUGAUCCCUCUCUCAUGUCUCCAUGGAAACAGUGAUGGAUGGAUCUCCCACCUGGACAUAGAAGUUCCUGCAGCUAAAGGCAGCGUAACGAGCUGUGUGGUGUGCAUGGAAAAACAGCCCAAAAUCACUCUGUCUUGCGGCCACCAGUGUCUAUGUGAUGAGUGCGCAUUAAGAGUCUUCCAUCAGUUCGGCACCUGCCCGCUGUGCCGACACGAGAUCAGCGCUUCAUUGGUGCAGCUCCUAGAGGCGGGAAACACCAAAUACAAGCAACCAAGUGACCUUAAGGCAGAGAACAGACAGUGUUAGAUCAUUUGUUCUUGGAUGGUGAGGAGAUUACCUGAGCUCUCUGUGUGAAAUAACUGCAGGUUUGUUCUGAAUUCUAAAUAUGGAUAAUUGCAAGUAUGUGACCUUUGUUGAAGACAGUCAAUGACAUUGGCAUCUGGGAUCAUCACUAAUUUUGUAAAAAUAAAAAUGUUAUUUGUUUAUAUUUUCAUAUUGUUUGAUUACCAAAAUAUGACUACAUCAAUUAAAUGUAUUAUAUCUCUCA
Messenger RNA from Gasterosteus aculeatus aculeatus (three-spined stickleback), 1291 nucleotides. Its product is annotated as E3 ubiquitin-protein ligase NEURL3. Gene Ontology annotation, biological process: ubiquitin-dependent endocytosis. Gene Ontology annotation, cellular component: early endosome. Gene Ontology annotation, molecular function: ubiquitin protein ligase activity. NCBI's taxonomy places the organism in Eukaryota, Metazoa, Chordata, Actinopteri, Perciformes, Gasterosteidae. The record is from RefSeq and is a predicted model, not a curated record.